AUGGCCCUUAAAAUUUCUUUCCAAAGCAAUGGCUCGAAGUUUAUGGCGAAACCAUGUGAGGGAUUACAAGAUUUCCCAGGCAGGAAAGAGUGGGAAGAUGCAAAUCGAAUCUCUUUGAUGGAUAACGAGCUCUGUACUUUACCAGAAUUUCUACACUGUCACAAUCUCUCAACAUUAUUGCUCCAGAGGAAUAAUGGUUUGAUUGCCAUUCCUAAGUUCUUUUUUCAAUCUAUGCGUAGUCUUCGCGUUCUGGAUCUGCAUGGGACUGGUAUUGAAUCAUUACCUUCAUCUAUAUCCAAUUUGAUUUGUCUUAGAGGGCUCUAUUUAAAUUCUUGUACCCACUUGAUACAACUCCCGCCUAACAUAAGAGCGCUUGACCGGCUUGAGUUGCUUGAUAUUCGAGGCACUAAACUUAAUUUGCUCCAAAUUGGAAGUUUGAUAUGGUUGAAGUGCUUGCGAAUAUCGUCUAAUUUUUUCAUCGGAAUCUGCACUCAAAGGAAAUUGGGGAACAUUUCAAGCUUUGUCUCAUUGGAAGAAUUUUGUGUUGAUGAUGAUUUGUCUGUAGAAUGGCGGUACAAGGCUUCAGAGAUUGUUAUGGAGGUGGCUACCUUGCCUUUUAAAUUGACUUCCCUCAAGUUUUGCUUCCCUACGAUGCACUUCCUUCAGUUUUUUGUGCAAACAAGCCCAGCAUGGAAGAAGAAAUGCUUCUCAUUUCAAUUUUCUGUUGGUUACCAGGACUCAACUUACUCUUCCAUUCUGGAGUCUUCUUCUGAUUAUCCAAGCUACAAUUCUCUGAAAUUGGUCAAUGGUGAAGGCUGGCAUCCUGUAAUCAAACACGUACUUAAGGUGACAAAUGCGUUUGGAUUAAUAAACCACAAGGGAGUUUCAGCACUAUCAAAUUUUGGCACCAACAACAUGAAAAAUAUGCAUGUUUGUUUGGUUGACGGAUGCAAUGAAAUUAGAGUCAUCAUCAAUGGUUGCACAUCGGGUAAGAGGGUGCUAGAAAACUUAAAAAUUUUGUAUAUAAACAAUGUCCCAAAAUUGAGAAGCAUUUGGCAGGGGUUUGUUCCUGAUGGAAGUCUAGCACAGCUAACCACCCUAACCUUAACUAAAUGCCCAGAGUUGAAGAGGAUAUUUUCCAGUGGUAUGAUUCAACGGCUUCCUAGGCUGCAGCACUUGAGAGUUGAAGAAUGUUAUCAAAUUGAAGAAAUAAUAAUGGUGUCUGAGAAUCAUGGACUCAACGUCGAUGCGCUCCCCAGACUGAAGACUCUAGUACUCAUUGAUCUCCCAAAACUGAGAAGCAUUUGGGUUGAUGAUUCAUUGGAGUGGCCUUCCUUACAAAGGAUUAAGAUAUCUAUGUGUUACAUGUUGAAGAGAUUGCCUUUCAACAAUGCCAACGCAGCCAAAUUGAGAUUCAUAGAAGGGCAAGAGUUAUGGUGGAAAGCGCUAGUAUGGAAAGAUGAUGCCGUAAAACAAAGAUUGAAGUUCCUAUGCAUCCUCAACUAG
Messenger RNA from Vitis riparia (riverbank grape), 1506 nucleotides. Its product is annotated as disease resistance protein RPS2-like. Gene Ontology annotation, molecular function: protein binding. The record is from RefSeq and is a predicted model, not a curated record. Bases 1 to 1506 code for a protein of 501 amino acids. NCBI's taxonomy places the organism in Eukaryota, Viridiplantae, Streptophyta, Magnoliopsida, Vitales, Vitaceae. The transcript has a single exon.